Messenger RNA from Zychaea mexicana, 2842 nucleotides. RefSeq lists its product as uncharacterized. The transcript is spliced from 10 exons. Lineage: Eukaryota; Fungi; Mucoromycota; Mucoromycetes; Mucorales; Lichtheimiaceae. Gene Ontology annotation, cellular component: Sin3-type complex. The coding region runs from base 163 to 2748 and encodes 861 amino acids. The record is from RefSeq and is a predicted model, not a curated record.
UCUUUGGAAUCAAGUCGCCUCGUUCUUCUUGCAGGAACCUUUAAUUAUUGUCUCUCUUUCUCUUCCUUUGCUUUUUUUUUUCGUCGCGACCUUAAAAAAGAAAGAUAAGGAGUGUUGUGGAAGGGUCCGUAUUAUCUAAUAUACAUAUACAAUGCCCUUGAAAUGACAAUGAUGCACGACGGAAAACAGUUUGUUUUUGUUGAACGGAAAAAAACGCUCCAGCUUGCCGAAUCGUGUGGUCUUGGUGUCAUUGAGGAAGAAACCUACUUGGUCGGGUACCAGAUCUAUAUUAUCGAACAAUGGUUAUGCGAUCGUAGCAUUACGUCAAACACAAUCAAAGUAUUCACCGGCGACCAAAAUCAUUAUAUUAAAGUCUGCGUAAUUCGCAUUUCGACAGCCGAGUUGCAACACCCACGACCCGAAAUCCAAGCGUUCUUUAAUACACACACGCCUUUAAAGUUUAAGCCAACACCAUUGGGCGAAAUUAUGCUGACGGAUCCCAGCGAGUUGCCUUUUGAUAUGGAUAUGGUGCUUGUGCCUGACGGUGAUUAUGAUAAAUGGAUUAACCAGGCAUACGUCAAUAUCAAUUUACGACGGACAAACUGUACUGGACGAAGCGCGCUUAAUUUACGUAAACCAAAUCCAGCAUCAGAAGAAAAGUUUAGAUCCAUUUACAAGAUUGCUGAGACUGUCCCGUUUGAAAGGGCAGUGAUCAACCUGGUUACUGUGGCUCAAAUUGCACUCUAUCUGUUCGAUCUGCUGAGAAAGGAAUAUAUCGAUGGUCUCAUUUGUAACGAGACAACAAAGGCAUUUUGGGAGUUUUAUACAAAGUAUCAUCCUCACAAGUCACCGGAGUAUCAGUUAAAAGAACCCUGGAUGGAACCACAUUUACUUGCAGCACUUGUUAGCAAGCUGGUCUUGUGCAGGAACAAGCUUCAUGCAUAUAACUUUACAACAAUCAAAGAUCCAUUUGCAGAUUAUGAGCAUUUUCGUUUCGAUAUUGAAGAAUAUCAGCGAACAAAGAACCUGAGACGAACCAAAAUGAUUGACCUUGAGACACUGGAAAAAUUAAACGAACAUACUGUGGGUCAACUCAAAGUGCGCAACGUGAUCAAAUCCAAGCUAGAUGAUAUAUCAGGGAUCAGCAAUUCGCCCUUGUUUACCGAAUCCUCGGAUCCAGAAGUAUUUCGACAUCACGCGACUAUCGAAAGUCUAAGGGCCAUCUGGCGACCGCGAUUAAAGAGUUUACCGACACUAAAUACAGGAACUGGAGGUGGCGGGGGUAGCAGCAGUAGUGGUGCUGGUGGCGGCGGCCAUGGUGCGACAAGUAGUGGUGCUGGUGGUGAUUUGGAGAAGCAACAUGAAUUCAUCCACAUGAUUAAGGGUGUUUCAGCACGAACCACAAGGACAAGCGGAGCUGCAGCAGAGAUCCUGUCCAAGUUUGCAGGUUCCUUGCCAUGGGUAGAUAGCAGCAAAACCAGUGCUGGUUCUCAUGUACGUAGCAACAGUGGCAACAGGUUUCAUUCUACACGCGUCGUUCCUCCUCCUCCAGCGCCGCCGCCGCCUCCUCCUCCUCCUCCUCCAGCAAGACAUCGCCCUACAAAUCAUUCGAUAUUGACAGACACAAGUAUACAAUUGACAGACCCGAGUGGCAUUUCUACUGUUGAAGAUAUUUUGUAUCCACCCGGACAUGCGGCGCAAACCAAGACAUCAAACAUAGCUUCUGAUAAUGCACUAUCGUCCGACGACGAAUUCUACAACAACAGCCACCGGUCUGAUUUGGACAUUCUGCCACGGCGUAUGAUCCCAGAACGUCAAGAUACCCCAAUCGAACAGCGUACCGAGCUUGUUGCAUCGCCAAUAUCUAUACGGAGCGAUGGUAUGAGGAGUGACGUGGCAGUACACAACGUGUCCGAUUUUACGCCUGUAACACAACCACAUCGCAUUCCACGACGAGCUCGGUCCGUGUCGGACAGCAUCGUCCCUGCAAAUGUCUUUUUCCUAUCAUCACAUCACAGCAACACUGGCAAAGUAAAUAACACAGACGACGAUGAGGACGACGACGACGACGAAAUAUUUGAUGAAAUGAUACCCUUUCACCGCACACAUUCCCUGACCGUGAUACCCACGUUUGCUACGACAACAAUGAGCGACGAUAACAACGAAGACGACAUUUAUUCUGAUUCUGCUGACGAAUCAGUACAAGUGCCGCACAACAUUAACAACCAACAACGACCGGCCGUCACCAUGGAUAUUCAAACUUAUCUAAUGUUUGAAAAACUACAACGGCAACAUGCCACAUUACACCAAGCAUACGAACAAUUACAACGACUAGCAGGUGUGUACGAACAACGAGCGAACCAAUUACGUACAACAUACAUGCGUCGUUCGGCCGAGUUUGAACAGAUUGAACGGGCAGCUCGACAAGCCAUGGAUGAACAGCACGAGACUGAGAUUCGAUUAAAAGACGUGGAAGACGGUAGCGCGAAACUGCAUUACGAAUUAAAUGUUUUGAAUGAGAAUCUCAAGGACGUAGAGGAAAAUGUGUCGACAUUUUAUAACAAGGUCAGCUUACUGGAGCACAAGAUGCAUGAUUCGCAACAAUCGAUCACCACCAUGUUGAUCAUUGGCAACUAUUUCGACUAUUACUGGCGGAAAAUAAAAGGAUGGGUGAUGGGAGGAGGAGGAUCAACUACCACGAAUAAUAAUAGCAAUACAUCUACUACUACUACUACCCCUUUGCAGUAAUAUACUUUUUAUCUACAUACAUUCAGUACAUUGUAACAUAGUUUUUUCAUAGAGACAGGAGUUUAUAAAAUUAAUAAAUAGGUUAAUAAAGAUC